AUGUCUUCAACUGAUUUGGAAUAUUUGCUAAAUUUGAUUGGUCCAAUCAUUUUAAAAACGGACACUACAUUCAAAAAGGCAAUAUUGAUGCCCAAGAAUCAAGAGGAAUGGUUACAAAUUGCUGAAGGUUUUGAAAAGCGAUGGAAUUUUCCGCAUUGCUUAGGAUCUAUUGACGGAAAACACUGUAUUUUGCAAACUCCAGCCAACAGUGGAAGUGACUACUUCAAUUAUAAGUCGACUUUUAGUAUUGUGUUACUUGCACUUGUGGAUUAUCAUUACAAUUUUUUAUUCGCUGAUGUAGGCUGUCAAGGCCGCAUCUCAGAUGGAGGAGUGUUUGCUCAUACAUCUUUUUGUAAAACAUUGUAUGCAGGAACUCUAAAAUUACCGGAAGAAUCUAUUUUACCUGGAAGGACAGAAAACGUGCCUUAUGUGUUUGUAGCAGACGAUGCAUUUGCACUACAUAAGCACAUUUUAAAACCAUAUGGUGGAACACACGAAAACAACUCACCUAAACGAACCUUUAAUUAUAGGCUAUCAAGGGCACGGAGAGUUGUGGAAAAUGCAUUUGGCAUCCUCUCUUCUGUCUUUAGAGUUCUCAGAAAACCGAUACUUUUGAAAGAAGACAACGCGGCAUUGGUGGUUUUAAGUUGUGUAUACCUACACAAUUUUUUGAGAAGGAGCAAAACAUCGCGAAAUAUAUACGCUCCACCAGGAAGUUUUGAUAUCGAACCUAAUACGCGGAAAAAGAUUAAACAUGGAAAUGAAAUGACUAUUGUACCACUGAUAGUUGCGCCGUCGGAUAAUACUAAACAAAUAGCUACAGUUCUGCUGCUCACUCUAACGUCGACAAACUCCGAAUCUCAGCCGUUUAAAAAAUUGUUCAAACACUUGCCUCUAGUAGAAAUCACGGUAUUGCGGUAUUUGGGCUUCUGCCUUUACCAUGAAGUUAUGUUGUGA
Acanthoscelides obtectus is the source of this 957-nucleotide messenger RNA. The record is from the annotation of a GenBank genome assembly. NCBI's taxonomy places the organism in Eukaryota, Metazoa, Arthropoda, Insecta, Coleoptera, Chrysomelidae.